AUGUUUCAGAAUCAGGCGAGGGAACAGCAGCAGUCACAACUGCAGUCCGUGCAGCAGGCUCAACAGCAGCAGCAGGUUCAGGAGUUUUCUCAGAGUCUUCCGCUGGACGGGCUGCAGCUGGACGAGGCGCAGCUGGCGUGGCUGAAGCAGGCUCACAUAGAGGCUCAGCGGUCGCAGGUGGGUCUUCAGCCCGGGUCGCUGCUCGCCCAAGCACUCAAGCUCUCCCACCAGCCUUCCUUCGCAGCCGUCUCCAAUCUCCCGCUCUUCUCUAAUUUCCGCUCCGUCACCGCCCCUCACUCCUCCUCCGCGCACCCCACCGAGCCCCAUGCAUCAGCUACCCUGUCCUCAACGAGCACUGUAGCUGCUGCAGCUUCUGCUGCCCCUGCAGGGGCUACAGUGUCAGUUCCCAAUUCAUCGAGCCCUGCCUGGAGCGAGCCGGCGUUCCCCACGGUGCAGUCUGGGGAGGUGACGGACCGAUUCUCUUCCUUCAGCGACUCGCACUUCGCCUCUGCUGCUGAAAUCGGCUCCACUUCUUCUGUAGCUGCUGCUGGCAUGAUGUCAGCAGCUGCAUCGGCAGGCCUCGAUGCUGGCCGUGGUGCUGCUGUUGCUGAUGGUGGUAGCGGUUUCGGUGGUAGUAAUGUUGGUAGUGGCCUGAACAAUGCGUUGCCUGGGGGCAAUGACAGUGGGAGGGAGGGUGGUUCGUUCACCACUGUGCUUCGUAUGUCCUCAGCUGCCUUUCAGCACCAGCAACAGCAGCAGAUGCUGCUGCGACAGCAGUGGAGUGGGCAGGCGGGUGGAGGGCAAGAGAGUGCAGCAGCCAAUGCAGAGCCCUCUGUGCAUGUGUGGAGGCCCAGGGAAGACACGAGCUGGUUCCAGCAGCUGGGGCAGUCAGGAGCACUUGAGAAGCUUGCUGGAGGCAUGGGCGGGGAGGGCGGGGAGGCGGGGAGGUCAACAUCUGCGCCAGUCGCAGGGGGGAUUGCAGGAGUUGGACCACUUGUGGCGUCGGAGAAACAAGGGAUUGAAGGAAGGGCUGGUGGGGAACGGGGAGGAGGAAUGCUAUUGCUGGCAGAGCCUGCGUCUGCUGAUGUUAGCAGACAGGGCGUACAGAGAGAGCAUCAGCAGGAGCAGCAGCCUCACCCUGAUGGCAAAAGGCAUUGCCAUCCUGUGGAUGGAAACAACCCCCCUGCACUGCAGGAGCAGCAGCAACAGCAGGAUGAGGCGCGUGGUGGGACUCAUCAACUGGGCCAACAGGCUUCCAUGCUGGGGUUGCAGCAAUCUCGCAGACCAGAUGCAAUCUUGGAAGCCCUCACAUCGGGGUCGCAGUCAUGGGUGGGUCAGGCGGGGCGCUGGGUGGAUGAGCAUCAAAUGCAGUGGAGGACGCAGAAGGCAGGAGAAAAUGCAGCGAUGGGUGCGGGAAUGGCUCAGACGGAGCAAGACGCUACACACACGGAUAAUCUGGCAGAGGCGGAAAUUCUUCGAGCAUUACACGCAGAGAUGGAGGACGAUGAGGAGGAAGAGGCAACUCCUGAGACAGAAGAGGUUGAGGGUGACAAGAACGAAGGCGAAGGCGACAAGCCCUUAGAAGGAACUGCUCAAGAGGGCGAGAUUGAAGAGGAGGAGGAGACAGAGGAAGAGCAGCCUUCGGCCUUCGGUACCUGGAAUCUCGGCAGUCUGUUACAAACAAUCGCCACCAAAUCAGAGGAGGUGCUACGCGAGUACAAGCAGGAGCUGCAGGAGUUCGGCGAGGGGCUCAAGAAGGAGACGGAGGAGCUCGUGGAAACCACCGCCACCACCGUCAGCGACCUCCCUUCCUCCCUUGAGUCGGGCGCCCAAGUGGCUCAGAGCUCACUGGAGGGUGUGGGCCACUCGAUCGAGGAGUUCGGCUCGUCCCUAUGGAAAGGCACGACGGAGAUCCUGGCAUCAGUGAAGGAGGCGGUGGCGAUGGUGGAGGAGGAGGUCGCCGCCAACGCUGCCGGCGCCCGCCCCCGGGCGCCCUCUGCUGCUGCCGGACUCGCCUCCGCCAUUCCCAGAGGCAAGUACAGCCGCUAUGAAGCGCUGGUGAGCGCCAUGCAGAGGGACAGCAGCACAUACUGUGACGAGCCAGAGGACACAGAGGACUUUGCCAAGUGGGUCGAAUCUUUCGACCUCAAGAACAGGGAGGCGGAUGUGGAGGCGGUGCUCAAGGACAAUGCUUUUAUGCAGGAGCUGCAGUCACGCAUCGUGCCAUUGAUCGUGGAGAGGGAGACCUUCUGGACGCGCUACUUCUACCGCCUCUACCGCCUGCAGCAGGCAGAGGACGCCCGCGCUGACCUCGUCAAGAGGGCGACGACUUCGGAGGAGGAGGACCUGAGCUGGGAUGUGGACGACGAUGCAGACGACGCCCAGAGCAGCCCUGCUGCUGCUGCUGCCCACCUUGGCGCUGUGGGUAAAAGCGAAGCUGCGGAUGCAGAUGCAGAUGCUGCUGCUGGGAUUGCCGCAGCUGAUGAUGCUGGUGCUACUGCUGACGGUGGUGCUCCUGCUGCUGCUGAUGGCAAUGUCCCUGCUGGCGCCUCUCCUUCUGAGAAACCAGAGGAGGCAACGGUCCCAGCGGAGGAAGAAGCGGCUGCUGGGACAGAGAGUGAGGCAAAGAGGAGUGGGGAAGCAAGGGAUGCAGGAGCAGGGGAGGGCGAGAAGGAGAGAGAGGCAUCGAGUCAAGCAGCGACAUCACCGCAACCAGGGAAUGUGCCUCUAUCGGAGGUGAAGGUCCCUCUCCUGGAGGAUGCUGGGCUGGAGGACACUGCACUGCCGUUAUCCGACAUCCAGGCUGCCUUCGAGAUUGCAGCCAGGGCGAGGCCAAGCGAACCUAGUAACCGCAGCAGCAGCAGUGACAGCUCGGCAGGCAGCGAGUGGCAGGUGGUGUCUAAAGAUGAUGCUUCUAAGGAGGACGGAUUGAAGGCAUCACAACCCUCUGCUGCUGAACCUCCUACAGUAGCUGAGCCGGCUGCUGCUGCUCCUGCUUCGGAUGUGUCAGAUGCAGCUGUGGGCGCCCAGCCUGCUGCCGAGCCUACAGUUGCCAGCGAUUCAAAUACAACAAGUGCGGAGGACGAAGCGGGGAAGGAAGAAGAAAACGAUAAAAACAACGAGGCAAAGGAGAGGGGAGGGAAGGGCAAGAAAGAAGGUGGAGACAGAGUGGAGGAUGAGGUAAGUCAUGGAUGA
Molecule: messenger RNA, 3195 nt
Organism: Closterium sp. Naga37s-1
Lineage: Eukaryota; Viridiplantae; Streptophyta; Zygnematophyceae; Desmidiales; Closteriaceae
Source: the annotation of a GenBank genome assembly